Solanum pennellii is the source of this 1233-nucleotide messenger RNA. RefSeq names its product F-box protein CPR1-like. The transcript has a single exon. The coding region runs from base 1 to 1233 and encodes 410 amino acids. The record is from RefSeq and is a predicted model, not a curated record. NCBI's taxonomy places the organism in Eukaryota, Viridiplantae, Streptophyta, Magnoliopsida, Solanales, Solanaceae. Gene Ontology annotation, molecular function: protein binding.
AUGGAGGAAAUACUUGUGGACAUUCUUAGCAGGCUACCUGUGAAGUCAGUUGUUCGUUUUAAUUGCGUAUCAAAAUUUUGGAAUGUAUUAAUCUCUCAAUCUUAUUUUACGAAGAAACAUUUCAAUCAUGCUAAAAAUCAAGCCAGUUCCCAAAAGUUGCUUUCUCUCCACUGCCAUCCUAAAGAUGCAGAUGAUAAUCGUCUUUACUUCUAUUCAUCUUCUUUAUCCUUGGUUCAACUUGUUAAGGAUUAUCGCAUAGUUGAUUGCCCUCCAAAUUCUAAUCCAUCAUAUGGUGCACUCAUCUAUUGUAGCUGUGAUGGCUUGUUUCUCAUCGGAAUCUGGAAUAAACGUUAUGUUGAGCAACCUAAAGUAUUAUUGAUAUGGAAUCCCUCCACAAGAGAUCAAUCUACACUACUUCCCCAUUCCAGAUAUUACUAUAGUAGUGAUUCCUCUAGUAGUAGUAGUGAUUAUGAAGAUGGUGAUGAUAAUGAUCUUCGAUCUACUUACGGAUUGGCUUAUGACUCUAUUAGUGAUGACUAUAAAGUCUUUAGGCUGGUACUGUCUUUUGAUGGCCAAAACGAAAACGAAAUUUUCGGACUGAAAGAAGGUUCAUGGAGAAUUAUUGACGAAACCUCCUCAUCAGGUAUGACAGAUUGUUCUAUGUAUUCUGGGGGGGAAUUUUUGCCAUUUGUAGAUGGAUCAUUUCAUUGGCUUGGUGUCUCAUCGAAGAAGUUGUACGUGGUUUCAUUUAAUAUUUCAUCUGAGGUGUACGGAGAAAUAUCAUUGCCAGAUUUUGUGUGUUCCCUCGCUAUAUCUAGGUGGUCCAAACAUAAAAUUGAAGUUGAUGUAGGUGUAUCAGUGUUGGGCGGAAGGCUUAGUUUUUAUUAUAAAGAUGACAAAUUUUUUAAUUUAUGGAUGAUGAAAGACGGUCCUGGUGCUUGGAUGAAAUUGUUUACCAUACCCAGCAGCAGAAUUUAUAGAGUCAUACCAACAUAUAUGUUUUCAGAUAAUCAAGUGUUACUCUGUUUUAAAUUAGAUUGGAAAAUAAUGUCAAGAUUUGUAUAUAGGCUCAUAUCUUUUGGUUUAUUUGGAUUAACCAAUCAAAUAUGGCCUCUAGAUUGUGAUGACAUUGACAUUGAUGCAAUUACCAUUGACAAGGAUAUUGGUAUUGUUUAUAAUGGUAUUGUUUAUACAGAAAGUCUCAUCUAUCCGGGACUAGGUCUUGGGGUGUAA